This is a messenger RNA of Penaeus monodon (black tiger shrimp), 724 nucleotides long. Its product is annotated as arginine-hydroxylase NDUFAF5, mitochondrial-like. NCBI's taxonomy places the organism in Eukaryota, Metazoa, Arthropoda, Malacostraca, Decapoda, Penaeidae. Gene Ontology annotation, biological process: mitochondrial respiratory chain complex I assembly. The record is from RefSeq and is a predicted model, not a curated record. Gene Ontology annotation, molecular function: S-adenosylmethionine-dependent methyltransferase activity. Gene Ontology annotation, cellular component: mitochondrion.
AUGGUGAUUUGUCCCUCAAUGUUGGAAUCUGCUGAAACCCCCCAGGAUGUGAAGUUUACGAAGAUGGUGAUUGAUGAAGAAGAAAGUUUUCCCUUCGAAAAUAAAGCACUUGAUCUCGUUAUAUCAAAUUUGAAUCUUCACUGGGUGAACAAUCUGCCGGGUUGCCUCAAGGAAAUCUAUCGAGUGUUGGGAGAAGAUGGUGUGUUCCUGGCAUCAGUGUUUGGGGGAGACACUCUAUAUGAACUUCGCUCGUCUUUGGUGCUGGCUGAACUAGAGAGAGAAGGUGGCUUUUCUGCACAUGUGUCACCUUUUGCUGAGAUAAGGGGACACAGAUGAGAUUUCUGUUGGUUUCCCAUCCAUGUUUGAACUGAUGUGGGACCUUCAAGGAAUGGCAGAAAAUAAUGCUGGUAUCAAUCGUAAACCCCAUCUCCACAGGGACACACUGCUUGCUGCUAGUGCCAUUUAUCAAGAAAUGUAUGGGAAUGAAAAUGGGAUUCCAGCAACAUUCCAGAUUAUUUAUAUGAUCGGAUGGAAGCCAGAUCCAAAACAGAUGGGCACCCAAGCUGAGCGAGGCAGUGGUCAAGUUUCUCUCAAGGACUUGCACAAGUUGGAUGACAUGAUCCGAGAUGCAGGAAUGGAGGGCAGAAUUAAGUUCAUGCAAGACAUGACUUCAGAUGACAAAGACAAGAAAGAUUAAAUUACCCAAUCUAAGAAAAAAAAUGCU